UUUAUUAACCACCCUUGAUUACUGCUAUUUAUUUAAAUUCUUAAGGUCAAAGGUUAGACUAAAACCGCAUCCUCCAAGGUCAUUAAAUACAAAUUUUGUUUCCCUUAAUGACAAAAAAAAGGAUUGUAAAACGCCGCAACCGCCGUUUCAAUAUCCUAUAAAAGUCUCUGUUCUAUUCAGAGUCACUCUCUUCACUUACAUGUUUUGCUCUGCUUCUCUCUUUAUCUUCUUCUUCAUCUUUUGUCACUCUUUUCUUCUGCUCUAAACUUUUUCUUUUCGCUGCAAAAAAAAAUUCCCAGGAAUAUUUCUUAAAAGAAAUUUCAUCCCUAAAUAAGAAAAAAGCAUCUCCUUCUUUAGUGUCCUCCUUCACCAAACUCUUGAUUCCAUAAGCAUAUAUUAAAAAAGCUCUCUGCUUUCUUCAACUUUCCCGGGAAAAUCUUCUUGUUACAAAGCAUCAAUCUCUUGUUUUACCAAUUUUCUCUCUUUAUUCCUUUUUUGCCCUUUACUUUUCCUAACUUUGGUCUUUAUAUAUAAACACACGACACAAAGAAGAACACACAUAAGUUAAAACUAUUACAACAGUUUUAAAGAGAGAGAUUUAAAAAAUGGAGACAGAGAAGAAAGUUUCUCUCCCAAGAAUCUUACGAAUCUCUGUUACUGAUCCUUACGCAACAGAUUCGUCAAGCGACGAAGAAGAAGAAGUUGAUUUUGAUGCAUUAUCUACAAAACGACGUCGUGUUAAGAAGUACGUGAAGGAAGUGGUGCUUGAUUCGGUGGUUUCUGAUAAAGAGAAGCCGAUGAAGAAGAAGAGAAAGAAGCGCGUUGUUACUGUUCCAGUGGUUGUUACGACGGCGACGAGGAAGUUUCGUGGAGUGAGGCAAAGACCGUGGGGAAAAUGGGCGGCGGAGAUUAGAGAUCCGAGUAGACGUGUUAGGGUUUGGUUAGGUACUUUUGACACGGCGGAGGAAGCUGCCAUUGUUUACGAUAACGCAGCUAUUCAGCUACGUGGUCCUAACGCAGAGCUUAACUUCCCUCCUCCUCCGGUGACGGAGAAUGUUGAAGAAGCUUCGACGGAGGUGAAAGGAGUUUCGGAUUUUAUCAUUGGCGGUGGAGAAUGUCUUCGUUCGCCGGUUUCUGUUCUCGAAUCUCCGUUCUCCGGCGAGUCUACUGCGGUUAAAGAGGAGUUUGUCGGUGUAUCGACGGCGGAGAUUGUGGUUAAAAAGGAGCCGUCUUUUAACGGUUCAGAUUUCUCGGCGCCGUUGUUCUCGGACGACGACGUUUUUGGUUUCUCGACGUCGAUGAGUGAAAGUUUCGGCGGCGAUUUAUUUGGAGAUAAUCUUUUUGCGGAUAUGAGUUUUGGAUCCGGGUUUGGAUUCGGGUCUGGGUCUGGAUUCUCCAGCUGGCACGUUGAGGACCAUUUUCAAGAUAUUGGGGAUUUAUUCGGGUCGGAUCCUGUCUUAACUGUUUAAGAAAUAACUGGCCGUUUAACGGCGUUUAGUGAAGUUUUGUUACCGGCGACGGCGAGGAUUAAAAAAAAACGGCGAUUUAUUUUUUGAAUGAAGAUUUGUUAAAUAUAUUAAACUUUUUUGUAACUUAAUUAAUGGUGAUUUUAUUUUUAAAUAAAACUAAUGGUAAAUGGUGAACUUUUUGGCGUUAGCCGUUAAGUAACGUCUGUAUAUGAACGGCGUGGAGGCAAAACACGCACGAGUUUCUUCACGCUUUACUACUUUUCUUUCUUCUUUUGGUCUUUUGACGUAUCACGUGUUGUC
Molecule: messenger RNA, 1769 nt
Organism: Arabidopsis thaliana (thale cress)
Lineage: Eukaryota; Viridiplantae; Streptophyta; Magnoliopsida; Brassicales; Brassicaceae
Gene: CRF1
Product: cytokinin response factor 1
Exons: 1
Coding region: 606-1469 (287 amino acids)
Biological process (GO): regulation of DNA-templated transcription
Cellular component (GO): cytoplasm; nucleus
Molecular function (GO): DNA-binding transcription factor activity; DNA binding
Source: RefSeq, marked reviewed